This is a messenger RNA of Aplysia californica (California sea hare), 3487 nucleotides long. RefSeq names its product UDP-glucose 4-epimerase. The record is from RefSeq and is a predicted model, not a curated record. The transcript has 10 exons. Gene Ontology annotation, biological process: beta-D-galactose catabolic process via UDP-galactose, Leloir pathway. Gene Ontology annotation, molecular function: UDP-glucose 4-epimerase activity. Gene Ontology annotation, cellular component: cytosol. Bases 431 to 1492 code for a protein of 353 amino acids. NCBI's taxonomy places the organism in Eukaryota, Metazoa, Mollusca, Gastropoda, Aplysiida, Aplysiidae.
AGGAAGAGAAGAGAACUCUCUAGGCCUACUCUCUAGUGUGUCCAGUGCCCUGCGUAGAUUGGUUUGGUAGGUUUAGCCUAGAGAAAAAAAAAAAAAAGAGAAGAUCUCUAUAAAAAGUUCACAUUGACUUCAUUGACAUUGACAUUAAUCCGAGCCGAGGCCUACAUAGAUCUAGAUCUAGAUCUACAUGUUUCCAGGACUCUGCUAGGUCAUUGCUCACGACUCAGUGACGUCUGGUAGAUUAUCAUUUGGUUUUAUUUACCCCUUUUUUAUAAAAAGGCUUUUUCAUUUCAUACCGGCUCCAAUCUUGUGUGGAGUGGGCAGACCGUUCCAAGUGAUCUCGGAUCUUGCUUGCAGCAGUCAACAACUGUGAACAGGACUCAACACUACAAAAGGUUUCAUACAGUGAGUAACUACUAUCAUCAGCAUCAUGGCCUCCGAGAUGACUACAGGAACUGUACUGGUGACAGGAGGUGCAGGCUACGUGGGCAGUCACACAGUGAUUACUCUGCUUGAGGAUGGCUACAAUGUGGUGGUGCUGGACAACUGCUCUAAUGGAAGCCCCGAGAGUAUACAGCGGAUUGAGAAGAUCGUGGGGAAGUCUAUUCCAUUCCAUGAAGUUGAUCUACUUAACAAAGCAGAUGUUGUGGAUGUUUUUAAAAAGCACCCAGAUAUCUCUGUGGUCAUCCAUUUUGCUGCGUUAAAAGCUGUUGGGGAGUCUGUGGAGAAGCCUGUGAUGUACUACAGGGUCAACCUGAUGGGGACCAUCAACCUUGUUGAGGCGAUGACAGAGUCCAACGUGACUCGAAUCAUCUUCUCCAGCUCAGCAACGGUGUAUGGGGAUCCGAAGUACCUUCCGAUGGACGAAGCUCACCCUGUUGGGAACUGCACCUCCCCCUACGCCAAGUCCAAGCAGUUUGUAGAAGAGAUACUCUCGGACAUUUGCCGCAUCAAACCUGAGUGGAGUGUUGUCAUACUGCGGUACUUCAACCCUGUCGGAGCCCACAGCUCUGGCAUGAUCGGUGAGGACCCCCAGGGAGUGCCCAACAACCUCACGCCGUUCGUCUCACAGGUGGCUAUUGGGAAGCGGCCGGAACUGAUGGUCUACGGCAAUGACUAUGAUACAAUUGAUGGCACAGGGGUGCGAGACUACAUCCACAUCACAGACUUGGCAAAGGGCCACAUUGCUGCCAUAAACAAGCUGAAUGAAACCACAGGCUUCAAUGUGUACAACUUGGGCACUGGCACAGGGUCUUCUGUUCUACAAGUGGUCCAAGCGUUUGAGAAGGCGUGCAGUAAAAAGAUCAACUAUAGGAUUGUGCCUCGGCGGGGUGGAGAUGUAGCUGCCAUGUGUGCAGACCCCAGUAAGGCCCACAGAGAACUCAACUGGAAGGCUGAGCGUUCGCUGGAUGAUAUGUGCAAAGAUCUGUGGAACUGGCAGACGAAGAACCCAAAUGGCUUCAAACAGAAAAAUGGAGUGAAACCUCAUUAACUUUUUGUGAUGUGCUGUGAUACCAACUGGCAUUCGUCAGUUCUUGUGCUCGACCUACACAUGAUCUGUUAGUAGACUACUAGAUGUGGUUACUGUCUCAAUUUUUCUGCUUUGUAGUGAUUUAGAUGUGUGUUAUAAUUCAACAUCAUGCUAUAUCAAAUGUGAUCAAUGUGGAUGAGCCUUGUCAAAGAUGCUUCUAUAAGAUUUCUGGGGAAGGGGAGGAGGGGGUUCUCUUGUAACAGAACUAGAACAUUUGUCUUUUUGUUUGGUACAAAUGUUUUUUACCCUAUAUGCUAAAAUGGCUCUCAAAGCGUGAUGAGUGAAGGAAGUUAAUUUAAUAACCGGGGUUAAUGUCUUUGAAUGGUCAGAUUGUGCCAUACACCCUCAUGUGUUGAAAAGGAACUGUUGAUAAAUGGUCCUAUUAAGUUAAAGCCAUGCUUUAAAUCCAAUAAAAUUCACUUACACUGGUGUCAAAUAGAAUGAGACAUACAUGUAAUGUAUAUUCUUUUUACUUAAUUCAACGUCAUGUAAUAAGAAAGUGUGUUUAACCCCUUCCUGUAUGUUAUACUUUGAAGGAUGGAUGGAAAUGUUCCUCCAAUCAAGAUUGUACUGCUGUGAGCUUGAGUUUGUUUUGAUGUACCUAGUUAGCGAAGGAGACAGGAGCAGUCAUUGAUGGUAGCUGAUGCAAAAUGGCAGAGUCUGAAAGACUUGAAAGUAUUUUUGUAUCAAGUUAUAGAAUACAUGAUUAAAUGCAUGUGAGUUGUAUUUUUCUAAAACUCUAGUUGCAGAAUGAUAAGUAAAAAUAAACUCUGACAUUCCAUUUAGUAAUUGAUGUUAAAUUAUGAAAUGAUCCUGGUUUGGAUUAUUUCCAGUCACUUUUGGACAUUUUGUGUCUAAAAUCAUUUUGAUGUUUCAGUAGCUUUCUCAGCUCACCAAGUGCUGCGCCCCCCACAGCUCAAAUGAUGAUAAUGUAUGAAGAAAGAUGAUUGCUCUUAGUGGUUCUUCAUUUUUUUUCCUCAGGCUUUGAAGCAAAUAUGAGCUGCAUGUGAAGACUCUUUUUUUAUUCCACUUUUUUUAUAAAUUGUGUUCUGAGGUCAUUUCACUAGACCCCUAUUUAUCAUCUAAAAGAAGGUGUGUAAUAGUGAAUGAGGUUUGUUUGAGUAAAGAGAAGCACAGCAAUGCAAUAAUGGUCAUUGAGUGCUGGGAACAAGUAAAAUAGACAGAAACAACAGAGGGAAAGUAAAGAAGUAGGACCUGCCAGUGGCGGCAGUAGUGAGGACUUGUUUUCCUUUCAAUGUAGUGUGGUUGUGGGUACAGUGUUAUUUUCCAACUGAACAAUAGGUUGCUGCCUUUAUUGGAGUGUGACCAGCUCUUGGGGAGGGGGGGGGGGACAGUGGAAUUGUAUGAAGAGCAAGCUUGUCAUUUUUGUAAUUUUAUCAGAGAGCGACUCUCAAAUUUUUACCUCCAAACUUCGGAAAUAUUGUUUUUGCAGAGAACUGUAAAAUGAUCAUCAGCAUUCAGCACAUGUCUUCGAACAAAGGAUUAUACUAGAAAUAUAUAGUACGGUUUUAAAAAAAUAUUUUUGAUGUUGUAAUUGAAGCCUCCAAACAAGAAUAGUUUGGUUUUUCUCAAGUAUUCAGCUUCCUGCAGCUUCAGGUAUUUGUUAAUAUUAUUUAUUUUCAUUGAAAAGGCCUUUGUUGAUCAUUCAUUUUUCAAAUGGCUUUAACAACAAAAUUUGGUUGCAGAGGUUGGGGGCGAUUCAAAUUCGAAUACUCCUUGUCCUGCCGUGGUUAGAUCUAGGUAGCAUUGAGCAUCGAUGUUUAAAAAAAAAAAGUCUAAAGUAGUAGUUUUUCGAUUUUUCGAUUUAAUUAUCAAUGCAUGCUUGUGUUGACCUUUGUUACCGUAUAUAUUUUCUCGGAAGUAUUGUUGUGAUUUUAAGUGCUGUUUAAAGUUAAAUAAAGUAUAUCUUGUACAAAGAAAUGUAUGAGGACACUC